Messenger RNA from Dreissena polymorpha, 669 nucleotides. RefSeq lists its product as uncharacterized. The transcript has a single exon. Gene Ontology annotation, molecular function: nucleic acid binding. Lineage: Eukaryota; Metazoa; Mollusca; Bivalvia; Myida; Dreissenidae. The record is from RefSeq and is a predicted model, not a curated record. The coding region runs from base 1 to 669 and encodes 222 amino acids.
AUGAGUGUGGAGCAAAAAGCCUUCCGCAAGUUCUUGAAUGAUAGUGAGAUCAUUUGGCGCUUCAACCCACCACAUAGCUCUCAUUUCGGAGGUGUCUGGGAGCGCAUGAUUGGUGUUGCCAGAAGAAUUCUUGAGCAAAUGCUCAUGAACGUGCCACAUUUAACACACGAUGUGUUAGUCACAUUCAUGGCCGAAGUAUGUGCGAUUGUUAAUUCCCGCCCUAUUACACCUGUGUCCAGCGACCCGGAGAAUCCUGAAAUCCUCACUCCAGCCAUUCUACUUACACAAAAGUCAGGUCCCGUAACAUCUUGUGCAACAGAGCCUGGAACCUUGGAUACCAAAGACAAGUACCGGCAGCAGUGGAGGCAAGUGCGACAUCUAUCUGAGACAUUUUGGGCCCGAUGGAAAAAGGAGUAUCUUCCCACUCUGCAAAAACGUCAUAAGUGGACCCAUGAGAGUGAAAGUGUCUCCGUGGGAGAUGUCGUGCUGUUAAAAGAAAAGCUGAAACAUCGUACCGGAUCGCCAAUUGGACGAGUGCUGGAAGUUUUCCCGAGUGAGGAAGGGAGAGUACGAUCCGUGAAGUUCCGCGUCACUGGUGAUGGACAGCCUCAAGACUGCGUUCGACCUAUAGUUGACCUUGUGAUUCUUGUGAGGGACAGUGGGGCUUAA